AUGUGUGUGUGUGUAGAUGCACAAACAUCUACUUUGAAACAAACAGAAUUUGAUUGUAUGGUUGCAUUCCUAAAUGUUUUUUCAAAUGGAGUAACACCAGAUUUAAAUAGUACUGGUUUUUAUAAUUUAAAUAGAACUUCUACAAUGGGUGUAAGAGCAAGUUCAUUAAUCAAAACAACUACCCCAAUUGAUCUAUCAAUUUUCUCAUGUUUAAAAUCUGCUAUUUCAGUUUCAUUUUAUAAUCUACACCUAGAUUCAAUUGGAUCUGUGAUUUCUUCAUCUUCAUUACCAUCAACAUUAAUAAUUCAUUCUAAUUCUGAAUAUGGUGUAACAUUUGGAAAGAUUAAACCUGGAAUUUAA
This is a messenger RNA of Dictyostelium discoideum AX4, 360 nucleotides long. RefSeq lists its product as hypothetical. Bases 1 to 360 code for a protein of 119 amino acids. The transcript has 3 exons. The record is from RefSeq and is a predicted model, not a curated record. Lineage: Eukaryota; Evosea; Eumycetozoa; Dictyosteliales; Dictyosteliaceae.